AUGGUCGACAUAGUCCCCCUCUCUAGCUACCCAAGCUACAUCGACCUCCUCCCCUCCAUCCAAACCUGCAACAUCACCAACCUCCCCGAAAACUACUUCCUAAAAUACUACCUCUACCACGCGCUCACUUGGCCGCAACUGAGCUUUGUCGCCGUCGUCCGCCCCAAGAAUGGGUACUCCAAACACACAGCCCCCGGCGGGGCCGCAACCGCCAGCGAGCAGUAUCCGAAGGUAGUGGGGUAUGUGUUGGCCAAGAUGGAAGAGGAGCCGACGGACGGCGUGGCACAUGGACAUAUUACCUCGUUGAGUGUGAUGAGGACGCAUAGACGGUUGGGUAUUGCCGAGCGCUUGAUGAGGAUGUCUCAACGCGCUAUGGCGGAAUCCCACCGCGCCCAUUACGUCUCGCUUCAUGUGCGUGUCAGUAACACCGCUGCGCUGCGCUUAUACCGUGAUACCCUCGGAUUCAAGGUCGAGACUGUCGAGAGCAAGUACUAUGCCGAUGGCGAGGAUGCGUAUGCCAUGCGCAUGGAUCUGACGGAUAUGUGGAUGGACUGGGCCGAGAUCGAGCGGAAGGAUCGUCUGCGGGCGGAGAAGGAGGGCAAAGAUGCCGAUGAGGGUGAGGAGGUCGGUGAAUUGGGGACGGAGAAGGAAAAGGAGAAGAUGGUGAAGGUGCGGGUUGGACGCGGAUUGGGCGUGGGAGAUUUGGUGGAGAAGAAUGAGUCGCAGACUCAGGCUUAA
Molecule: messenger RNA, 738 nt
Organism: Aspergillus bombycis
Lineage: Eukaryota; Fungi; Ascomycota; Eurotiomycetes; Eurotiales; Aspergillaceae
Product: peptide alpha-N-acetyltransferase complex A subunit ARD1
Exons: 2
Coding region: 1-738 (245 amino acids)
Biological process (GO): N-terminal peptidyl-glutamic acid acetylation
Cellular component (GO): NatA complex
Molecular function (GO): protein N-terminal-serine acetyltransferase activity; protein-N-terminal-glutamate acetyltransferase activity
Source: RefSeq, a predicted model, not a curated record